UAGGCAGGCAGGUGAUGUAGCGAGCGAGCAAUGCACAGGCUCUCUCUCUUUCUCUCUCUGUGGCUGAGGCUGCUUACUAAUUCGAAAACAACACGCUGCUAGCAGCAGAAAGAGAUAAGUGAGGGGGCUGUGUGUUAGUGGAGUAGAACGGAUGGACAGAACAGCACCGGACAUUGUCAUGGUUCUUUCUCUCUCAUUCUCUUUUUCUCUCCAGUCUCUGUAAUGACUGUAAUUGCUGUUGGUUGGUCAGUGUUGGGAUUUGCAGAGGAAGGUGCCGUAGUGCAGAUCUGCGUUGCCUAGGACAAGGAGGGACCGUCUCUCUGUUUCUAAGCCAUAUUACAGGAGGCACAGUUACUGCAGGGCUUCUUUCUCUGUCAUUGACUUGUGAUUGGGGACACCCACCAUGGAGGCCCCGCUUGUGUGCCUGGAUGAGGAGUUUGAGGACCUCAGGCCCUGCCGGGUAGAGGACAUGCCCCUCAGCCGAACCCCUUACAGCACCGCCCCCCUGGCCCCCAUGGCCCCCCUGGUCCCCAUCACCCGUGAGGACUUCUCCGAACUGGAGAACUUCUCUGAGAUGAUGAGUUUCAAGUCCAUGGAGGACCUGGUCAACGAGUUUGACGAGAAGCUGAAUGUCUGUUUCCACAACUACAACACCAAGACGGAGGGCAUGGCCCCCGUGCGCAACCAGUCUCACACCGAGGAGGACGAGGAGCGGCUGCAGGAUGAAGAUGUGUGGGAUGCGCUGAUGGAUAACUACGUCCCUUCCUCUGUCUCCAGCUGGGACAACCCCAACUCAGAAGGAUUCAACGGCAACCUCUCCGAACAGGAGAUUCAUGAAAAAGAGGAGGAGGAGAUGAACGAGAAGAAUGACAAUGCAAACUGCCUGAGCGAGGAGCCUCUCCUCACUGCUGAUCAGGUCAUUGAGGAGAUAGUUGAGAUGAUGGAGAACUCUCCGGACCCUGGUGAGACAGAGGAGGACGAGGAGGAGGAGAGUGGACACUCCUCACCCAAGACCAACCCAUCCCUUCUGGAAGAGAUCAGACAGCUGUCCCAGGCCUCCAAUAACAACAUGCCUUCUUAUGAAGGCUUGAGUGUGAUGCCCAGCUCGGCCCUGGUGGAGCUGCUGUGCCGGGUGGAGGCGGCCAUCAGGGAGUACUCCGAGGAGCUGGUCACCCAGCUGGCACGCCGUGACGAGCUGGAGUUUGAGAAGGAGGUGAAGAACACGUUCAUCACAGCCCUUAUGGAGGUGCAGAACCGCCAGAAGGAGCAGCGGGACAUGGGCAAGCGCAGGCGCCGGGUCGACAAGGGCCUCAGUCUGCAGGGUAACGCGAUAACCACGACCGUGAUUGGUGGUACACCUACUAUGAUCAACGCCUGCACAGACUCCAAGCCCGCCUCCAUGCCUACGAAGCGUUUCAGUAUGGAGGGUCUCUCCAACAUCCUGCAGACAGGCAUCAGACAGACAUUUGGCAGCACAGGGAUGGACAAACUGUAUCUAAACACGGUAAUUCCAUAUGAGAAGAAAGCAACUCCUCCAACUGUGGACGACCUUCAGAUGAUCACUAAUAUUCUUUAUGCCAUGAAGGAGGACAGUGAGAAGGUGCCUACACUGCUAACUGACUACAUAUUAAAAGUGCUGUGUCCUACUUAAAGAAUUCAAGCCAUGGGCUGCUGUCUGACGGAGACUUCGGAGGGGACUCUCCAAUCUGGCAACCCUCCACCCGUCCAAGCUGCAUGAGCUCCCCCCGCUUUCAUUGUCAGCCAUGGAUCGUUACCAUCUAAAACACUGUACCUUACUCAUCUAAUAAAACUACUCCUUUUUGCUGAGCUCACCUUGUCCUUCCUGCACACUAAGAUCCAUCCAGAGCCAAAAUGGCUGUCUCCUGAAUACUACUGUAUGGGGCCACUGUACCCCCACUGACAAACUGACUAACUGAUCUCUAUUCAGAGCAUGACAAGCAAAUACUGUCCAGUGACCACACAGUUAUACAGGGAUGAGUUUGUUUUGUUGAACAAUCUUUACAGAGAUGAUUUGAUGUUAUCAGAUAUUCACACGGCUAAGUUUUACUUCACUGUACCUCAGGCCCAGAGGGGUUUGGUUCUGAUGCCAUUUUGUCUGUAGACCCAAAUGUCACAUUGUAAAGAUUAUAGAGGAGUUCUGGGUUCAAGUCCAGGCUCUGUCGCAGCCGGCUGCGACCGGGAGACCCAUGGGGCGGCGCACAAUUGGCCCAGCG
Messenger RNA from Salvelinus sp. IW2-2015, 2234 nucleotides. Its product is annotated as fasciculation and elongation protein zeta-1-like. The record is from RefSeq and is a predicted model, not a curated record. Gene Ontology annotation, cellular component: axon; cytoplasm. Lineage: Eukaryota; Metazoa; Chordata; Actinopteri; Salmoniformes; Salmonidae.